AUGGUGGAUAACAGCGGCAAUGGCCCGCUCCAAGUCCCAGGGUUUGGCGGCGUACCUCUUGACUACGAGCGACCGGGAAAAGACCAGUUCGCCACGAUCCAUGACUGGGCGCAGCGCCCUGCAGUGACUCGCCGCGAGACUGUCAUGGUUGUGGUGAUGGAGACUCUCACAGACCGUCCAGAUUGGCAGGUAGAUAUUUUCAAUGACGAUGUUAUCCAAUUAUGGCGACAGGAACUGGCAGAGAGCCACGAGUAUAUUACCAGCCUAUGGCUAGAGGAGCCGGAGCCGCAUUCCGAUAACGAUGACGACGCCGUAAUGAACCGACGGGACAUAGGUGAGCGUGCCUAUAACGAAACCAGCGCGCUUAUAAACGACGCAACCUGGGACUGUUGCAUCAAAGAGCUCCGUGAUAAGGCUCUUGCAUUAAAGGAAACGGGAUACGUGAGGAUCCUGGAUACAGGCUCGUGCAUAUGUAAAAGCGAUGAUCUGCCUCUGCAAGAGCUGGCGGCGACCAUAAGCAAGGUAUCAGAGCCUUUGCUUGAUAGAAACGAUCAAAGCGACUUUAUGCAGUACCAGCACCGACGUCAAAUAGAUUCAACGCUAUAUCCGCUUGUCUAUGGAACAACACCUGUCCUGUUCCACUGGAGCUCCAAUUACCAACGCUUUCCCACCGAGGUUGAGUUUGUACCAGAUGGAACUGGGCAGCCACGCAUUACAUCAUAUAUCAUCAAUUUAGAUCCAUCCAACGAAGAGAUGUAUCAUGGGAUAGAGCAGCUCAUAGCCAAGGCAAUACCAAUGUGGAAUGGAUGUUUAAUCAAAAGAAACAAGAAUUUCGAUGACAAAUGGAACGAGGGCCAACGCGGUUGCGCCCCCCUUAGAAUUAUUGCCUACGGAAUUGAGUGGGAGAAUACACUACCCGAAUGGGCACUGCAGUUCCGUAUCCCAAUCGAUAACGAUCGCCAGUUGCAACAGAGAUUGAAAAAGGCUAUGCAAAGAUGGACGGGUGGCGAGGCUACAAACUCACUACACGCGCUACGUACCCUUAAGCAGUUCAUUGAUGAAGUGCAAGAAUUCAAAAGCAGACCAGAGCUUAUGCCGCAGCAAGCAGCUUAUCCAAACCCACUACCGUCCUACGUUGAAAGAGAGAUAGAUAGAGCAUUAUUUACAGUACAAACAGUGCGGGACAACAUGGCAGCAUUUGAAAAGCUGCUAGAAGCUGAUCCAAACUACCACCUGAAGACCCUGAACUUUGGACUAAACUGCGCGAAUACAUUCAACCUUUAUCUUAUCCCUCCCAAACCUUGA
Molecule: messenger RNA, 1305 nt
Organism: [Torrubiella] hemipterigena
Lineage: Eukaryota; Fungi; Ascomycota; Sordariomycetes; Hypocreales; Clavicipitaceae
Source: the annotation of a GenBank genome assembly